AUGAUAAUAUCAUAUCUAGCAAGACUGGUCCUAAUUUUACCAAAAAUUUCAUCAGAAGAUGCUACUAGAUUACAAAUGAUUGCAGAUAAACAUAUUGAAAUGUCAGGUAACAAAUAUUUAGAUUUAAACUAUUUUGAAAAUAAAAGUAAUAAUUUCAAUUCUGGUUCUAUUCCUAAUCUUCAAGAUAAGUCUCUUACAAAUUACGGCAUUCAUCAUACCAAUAGAUAUGAUACAAAAUUUAAAAAUAUUAAUAGUCAGAAAAAUACACAAAUAUCGAAAAGUCCUCCCUGGACUCAAGUUGUGGAUUCAACUUCAAUUCAAGAAAAAAUGCAAAAUUUAAACGAAAAUAUAAAAAAAACACAAAUGUCAAGUUCAUGUAUACCAAUGAAUGAAACAUUAAGAAAAGAUUUAAUAAAGAAACUUUUUGAUGAAAGUUAUGACAAGAAUACACUUCCCUCAACAAAUUCUACAUCUGUUAUUGUUGAGUUAACAGUGCAAAGUAUAACAGAAAUAAGUGAAUUUUCAAGUUCAUUUUCAGCAGAUAUUUGGUUUUCACAGAUAUGGAUAGAUGCUAGACUUGAGUAUGGUUCAAAUAAUUAUUGUUUAACCAACUUAAGUUUAUCAGCACAUAAUCUUCAACAUCUAUGGACACCAAAUGUCUGUUUUAUAAAUACAAAAAGAGUUGAAAUUCAUGCAUCACCAUCCCAAAAUGUUUUACUUUUACUUUUUCCAAAUGGUACAUUAUGGCUAAAUUAUAGAGUAAGCCUAACUGGUGUUUGUAGAAUAGAUUUAAAAUAUUUUCCAUUUGAUUUUCAAGAAUGUUCUUUAAUUUUUGAAUCUUAUUCAUAUAAUACGGCAGAAGUUAGGAUUGUAUGGAGAGAAUGGGAUCCUGUAACUAUACCAGAUCCUAAUGCAAAAAAACUACCUGAUUUUGAAUUAAUUUCAUUUAGUCAUAGAAAAGAUACAUUAGUUUAUACAGCAGGUUUAUGGGACCAAUUAGAAGUUGUGUUUGUCUUUAAACGUCUAUAUGGUUAUUAUGUACUUCAAGCUUAUUUACCAACAUAUUUAUCUGUUUUUAUCUCAUGGAUUGCAUUUUGGAUAGAUACAAAAGCAUUACCUGCAAGAAUUACUCUUGGUGUUAGCUCAUUAAUGGCAUUAACAUUUCAAUUUGGUAAUAUUAUGAAAAAUUUACCAAGAGUAAGUUAUGUAAAAGCACUUGAUAUAUGGAUGUUUGGAUGUGUUGGCUUCAUAUUUCUUUCUUUAGUUGAAUUAGCUGUUGUUGGUUAUGCAGAUAAGGUUGAAGCCAAAAAACAAAGAACAAGAAAGGAAAGAGCAGUAUUAAUGGCAAGAAGUGAAAGUGAACAACAAUGGUUAGCAAGAUUUAAUAAUCAAUCUGUUCGUGUAAACUUACCUUCAUCACAUAAUAUAAGUUUUCAUUCUCCAUGUUUAACUACCAAUGAUGUGUAUUCAGGUAGUUUACCUUCAGAUGAUUAUUUCCAUGAAAAUAAUAACUUUCAAAAUCAGCAGAUAGGUGAAAGUCCUAAUAUGUUAAUGAGAUCUACCAAUUUUCUCCAACAAAAUGGUACACAUUUAACUUCUGAUGACAGGGAAAAUAUUAAUAAAUCACCAUGUUGUGCUCAAAAUUGUGCAUGGGAUGUUCUUACCCGUUCAUCAAAGAAUGGAUCACAAAAGAAACAACACAUAACCGUAAUUCAGAAAAAAACAAGAAAAAUAAGUGGAGAACAAAUUGAUUCUACUUCAGCAAAACUUUUUCCAUUACUAUUUACUGCAUUUAAUAUAUUCUACUGGUUUUACUAUAUUGGGAUGUCCACUGGUGUCACACAUAUGUGA
Molecule: messenger RNA, 1851 nt
Organism: Strongyloides ratti
Lineage: Eukaryota; Metazoa; Nematoda; Chromadorea; Rhabditida; Strongyloididae
Product: Gamma-aminobutyric acid A receptor/Glycine receptor alpha family and Neurotransmitter-gated ion-channel transmembrane domain and Neurotransmitter-gated ion-channel family and Neurotransmitter-gated ion-channel ligand-binding domain-containing protein
Exons: 5
Coding region: 1-1851 (616 amino acids)
Biological process (GO): chemical synaptic transmission; signal transduction; nervous system process
Cellular component (GO): neuron projection; synapse; membrane
Molecular function (GO): neurotransmitter receptor activity; transmembrane signaling receptor activity; chloride channel activity
Source: RefSeq, a predicted model, not a curated record